Closterium sp. Naga37s-1 is the source of this 1017-nucleotide messenger RNA. The record is from the annotation of a GenBank genome assembly. NCBI's taxonomy places the organism in Eukaryota, Viridiplantae, Streptophyta, Zygnematophyceae, Desmidiales, Closteriaceae.
AUGGCCGACCGUCGAUGCCCUGGCGACUAUCUGGCCCCUGGCUCAGCGGCCUGGCAGCAGUAUCAUACGGCCUGGCGUCAAUGGCCAAGCGGCCUGGCAGCAGUAUCAUACGGCCUGGCGUCAAUGGCCAUGGUGUUUCUCAACAAGGGCGUACUCACCUAUUACAAAUUCAGCAUGACGCUGCUAGCGCUGCAGAUGAUCGCCACAACAGCUCUUAUUUAUGGUUGCGGGAAGCUCGAGUGGAUCGCCAUGCGCCCAUUCUCCCUCUCCACCGCGCGCCGCCUGCUGCCGCUCUCCUUCUUCUAUAACGCCAACGUCGCCUUCGCCCUGGCGAGUCUGCAGGGCGUCAACAUCCCCAUGUACAUUGCUCUCAAACGCCUCACCCCCAUGGCUGUGCUUAUAACGGGGUUCUUCACCGGAAAAUCCAAGCCUCCUCUGCAGGUGACUCUCUCCGUAUCUCUCACAACCUUUGGCUGCCUGAUAGCAGCGCUGGGCGAUUUCUCGUUGGACCCCUACGCGUACGCGCUCGCGCUCACCUCAGUGCUCUGCCAGACCUUCUACCUCCUCCUCGUGGAGCGCUCGGGGGCAGAGCAGGGCAUCUCGUCUUUUGAGCUCAUGUUCUAUAACGCGCUUCUCUCGCUGCCGUUCCUGGGAGCUAUACUCCUCUGCACCAACGAGCUGCCUACCUCCGUGCCUCUGCUCUUCACCAUGCUCAUGUUCUAUAACGCGCUGCUCUCCCUGCCGUUCCUGGGAGCCAUCCUGCUCUGCACCUACGAGCUGCCUACCUCCAUACCUCGGCUCUUCACCAUGGUACAGCAACGGCAUUCCCCUUCUCUCUUGCACCAAGGUGGUUUGGUUUUCCUGUCAUCGAAUCAAGUCACCUCUUGCCUUUCUGGCGAUAACCUCAUCGCUGCUGAUGCUUUUGGUCCGCAACUACAUCAUGUUCCUCUGCAGUAUUCUCAACUCCCUCCCCUUCCCUCCCCCUUUUGUCGUGAAUUACUUCCCCGCUGGACUUAA